AUGAGGAACACAGUCAUCCUCUCCGGCGUGGUCGCCCUGGCCUCCGCCGCCCCUGCUGCCAUGGUUGACAAGACGGAAUCACGUAAACAUUGGGGCAUUGCCUGCGGUCCCACGACAAAUUCCGCCGGGGAAAUUUGCUCUUACAUGCGUCGCGCCGAGGCCACUCCAACAUACGCCGAGCACAAGUCGACUUCUCAUUCCUCGUCCGAGUACAAGACGACCCACUCCUCCACCAAGUCUAAGUCCACUCCCACACACUCGAAGACCAAGCCCUAUUGGUCGGAGCACACCCCUUCCUCCAAGUACACGCCUGCCUACUCGAAGUCCACUCCCACCUACGCGGAGACCACACCGUACUGGUCGGAGCACACCUCUUCCUACUACAAGUCAACUCCUACCUACGACGAAACCACACCAUACUGGUCGGCCUACACACCAGCGGUCUCCUACGAGCGUCGCGGCGAGUACAAGCCUCCCCACUCUACUUCUACCUACGCGGAGUAUGAGCCGUCUUCAUCGUCAUACCCGGCCUACAAGCCAUCUUCGACCUACUCUGGACACAAGUCGUCUUCAACACCUCAUGCCAAGCACGAGUCGUCUUCCUCGUAUGCGGAGCACACCAAGACACAGUCUUACGGUUACGAUGACUACAAGCCCACCCACGACCGCCGUGGCAACUACACCGAGGCCAAGUCGACGCCGUAUCAGCAUUCCGUCUACUCCAUCUACAGCCCUCCUGCUCACACCUUACACUCCACCGGUGCAUGUCUCCACGUACACCCCACCGGCGCCUUACACAUCGGUGUACAGCCCACCUGCACCAUCGGUCUAUACUCCUCCAGCAUCGUACAGCACGCCGGCUCAAAAAUCGUCGUACACUCCUCCCGCGUCAUCAGUGUACACUCCGCCCGCAUACAGCUCGCCUGUUCACAAGUCCUCAUACAGCUCGCCGACACCUCACUCAUCCGUGUACACUUCUCCCAGCCACACGUCAUCUUACGCAAAGCAUGUCUCCACAGCUUCUUCCUACUCUACAUCUGCUUCCAAGUCUUCCUCCAAGUCGUCGGUGACGCCCCACUCCACUCACGUUACGCCCGCCAAGCCCACACCUGCAACUUCAUGUUCAAGUGCGGCGAGAAGAAGCAGUGCACCUACUUCGGCAUUGCAGAGACCAUGACUAUGUGCAAGGAGAUCGGCAAAGAGUGCGACCAGCCUUGCGACGACGACGACGACGACAAGACCGACCUUUCGGUUCUUGACGAUCUCAAGGACUACUAUGACGACCUUCCCGACUAUCUUCAGGACGACAUCGAAGACGCCAUCGAGCACGCAAAGGAUGCUGCCAAGGAGAUCUGUGAUGAGACCGAUGGCAAGCCUCACAUCUGCGACAACAUCCCCGAUGAUAACGAGGAUGACGACGACAACAACACCGAAAGCAAGCCUGAGUACAAGCCUCACGCCGACAAACCCAAGCACGAGGACGAGAAGCCGGAACACCCCAAAGGCGGCAAGCCUGCUCACGAUGAGCAUGAGGGCGACCACCCUUAUGGCAAGCCCGAGCACGACGAGGACAAGCCCGAGCCUUAUGGUGAAAAGCCUGAGCACCCGAAGGAUCACGACGACAAGCCCAAGUACCCUGAAGGACCCAAGCCGCAAGGCGACAAGCCCAAGCAUGACGAUGAUGAGCCCAAGCAUGACGACGGCAAGCCCAAGCACGAUGACGACCACGGCGACAAAUCCAAGGCUCCCAAGCCUGAGGAGCAACCCAAGGGCCCUCACGGUCCUGACGGCAAGAAGGCGACCGAUGGCAAGUCCAACUAG
Parastagonospora nodorum SN15 is the source of this 1821-nucleotide messenger RNA. RefSeq lists its product as hypothetical. NCBI's taxonomy places the organism in Eukaryota, Fungi, Ascomycota, Dothideomycetes, Pleosporales, Phaeosphaeriaceae. The record is from RefSeq and is a predicted model, not a curated record. Bases 1 to 1821 code for a protein of 606 amino acids. The transcript has 4 exons.